Molecule: messenger RNA, 690 nt
Organism: Galendromus occidentalis (western predatory mite)
Lineage: Eukaryota; Metazoa; Arthropoda; Arachnida; Mesostigmata; Phytoseiidae
Exons: 1
Coding region: 1-690 (229 amino acids)
Molecular function (GO): catalytic activity
Source: RefSeq, a predicted model, not a curated record
AUGAGAAAGCACCAACUAUCCAAGGCUAUAACCUAUAACAUAGUCCACAGCAAGCGUAGAGGUGCCAGCGGCAAAAACUCGAACGGAGGCGUGGCUAUUCUCUAUCGAGAGAACUAUGAGGUAGACUGGCACCACGAAGGGAUUGACUUUAUUGCACAGGCUGUAUGGAUCGGCAAGCGUAGAUGGGUAUUCAUAUCUUUCUACGUGAAGCAUGGAACUGAUAGAGAGAACAAAACUUUUCUCAAGACCCUUGCCUCAAAAAUCAAACAGACAUGCACUCCGACGGACUGUCUCGUCCUAGGCGGAGACGCAAACGCCCACAUACUGAGUCUAGCUGCGAAAUCAAACAGGAGGGGCCAACUUCUAGAAGAGUUCGCUGUAGAAAAUGGACUCACUAUACUUAACAUGACAGACCGAUGCGAAGGCCGAUACACAAGGGAAAAGUCAGCGAUCGACUACUUCCUGAUGAAUAGCAUAGCAUUGAGUCAUGUCGAGAAAACGACCGUCGAUGAGGAUAGGCUGAUAGCCAUGAGCGAUCACAACCUCAUAAGUCUGAGGUGCCGUGCAGCACGGAGAACUCCCCAACUAACGAAGCGACGCGUCACCAAAGUUCAACCACAGCUGGCUGCACAAAAUGCCGAGAAGCAACUAGCGGACCGGCUCGAUACCAUGCCCAGGACAUGUGGUUAG